Messenger RNA from Eruca vesicaria subsp. sativa (arugula), 831 nucleotides. Lineage: Eukaryota; Viridiplantae; Streptophyta; Magnoliopsida; Brassicales; Brassicaceae. The record is from the annotation of a GenBank genome assembly.
AUGGAGCUCGAUGAUGAUUACGUGGAGUAUGUUCCAGUGGCGAAGCGUAGAGCGAUGCAAGAGCGGAAGGGAAAGGUGUUGGAGGAGUUAGAGGACAAGGAGAAGCUCGCAUCUAGCUUACUCGUUAAAGCAACUCAGCAGCUGAAGAGGAGGAGAGAUGUUAGUGCUACCGAGAAAAUUAUAUUACAAGAGAAAGAGAUGAUGGAGCAAUUAUCUUCUGAUAAAAAGACGCUUACGUCUGUUCGUGAAUUGGCCAAGGGGAUCACUUAUGCAGAGCCUCUGUUCACAGGUUGGGAACCACACGCAAGGAGCAUCAUGUCGAGCAAACAGAUUGAUUUGAUUAGGAAGCAAUGUCAUAUUACAGUUAGUGGCAAAGAUAUUCCUCCGCCCAUCAAGAAUUUCAAGGACAUGAACAUUCCGAGAGCCCUUCUCGUUACGCUCAAGGAGAAAGGGAUAUUUGACUAUAACUAUAUUUCCUAUAAAAAUCAAAGCACUACAACACCAUCGGACUCUUGUCUCAUUCUUAUACCCUUAUUACUUAAGAAUCCGGAUCUUGUAUAUGCCUUGACUUCUGGUACGCCUGGUAAUUUAGCCGGCCAAGAUAAGGUAAAACUGCUUGAUGUGACUAAAACUGGUGCACCAAAUUUAAGCAGUAGCUCAUACAAGGAGGUUGAAGUUUCUCUUCCAUCAACCAAUCCUGGAAUGAGUAGGUUGGAACAAGAAGUGAUUCGAAAUCUAUUUUCGAGCCAAAACCAAGUUGGUAGUGUGAAGCAACUACAACCUCAUGACGUCUCCUUGAACUGUGAUGUUCAAUCCUAUUACACUGUGUAA